GGCGGCCCGUGCGCGGGGCCGGGCGGGAGAGCUUUCCCAGGAUGCGGCGCUGACCCCACUGCUCCAUGGCCGCACACCUGGUCCGCCGCUGCUGCCGGCGGCUGCUGCUUCUGCCGGCUCCGGCCGGGUCCCCGGCGGGCCCCGCCCUGCGAACCUGCCCGCCCCGCUGGGCCGAGGGGCCGCAGGCGCGGCCGCGGGACAACGGCGCGGAGCAGCAGCUGCGGGAGCUGAUCCGGGCCGCUGCCAGCCCCCAGGAGCUGCUGCAGGUGAGCCGGGGCCCGGCCCUGAGCAGCAACCUGGCGGCGCUGGCCAUCACCCGUCUGGCCCGCUUGGCCCGUGAGCAGCACCUGGACAGCGAGGGCAUCCGCAGAGACCCGCGCUUCCAGCAGCUCCUCUGCACUGUGGAUGCGCAGAUCUCCCAGGUGUGGAACACACCUCUGGUGCUGCUGCUGCGGAGCCUGCAGGCGCUGGGGCUGGCGCAGGGCGGGCCCCAGGUGCGCUCGGUGGAGCAGGAGGUGCUAUGGCGGCUGCGGCGCCUGCCCCUGCGGCAGCUGGUGCACCUGGCCGAGCACCUGGCGGGGCAGGGCCACGACAGCCUCCUGCUGCCCGAGGUGCUGCGCAAGCUGGAGCUGCGCUGGACCGAGCUGGAUGGCACCCGCACCGUGGUGACGCUCAUGGCCAAGGUGGGACACCUGUCCCCCACCCUGAUGGAGCGCCUGGAGGACAAGGCCCUGGAGCUGGCAGAGCACUUUGACCCCGAUGAGCUGCGCCGUGUGGCGCUGGCGCUGGCGCUGCAGCAGCGCCGCUGCGUGCCCCUGCUGCGGGCCCUGUCCUACCACCUGCUGCAGAAACCUGCUGAGCUGCCCCUGCCCAUCAUCACCGACCUGCUCUUCGCCUACAGUAAGCUGAACUUCCAGCAGCCACAGGUGCUGCACCGCCUGUCCCUGGAGCUGCAGCCUCACCUGGGCAGCCUGAGCCCGGCUCAGGUGUCGCGCUGUGCCCGCUCCUUCGCCAGCCUGCGCUGGCUCAGUCGGCCCCUCGCCGAGGGCAUCGCUCAGUACUGCCUGGAGAACCCACAGAACCUGUCCCUCACCCAGCUCUGCGGGAUCCUCGUGUCCUUCGCCCGCCUCAACUUCCAGCCCAGCUCCAGCGAGGAAUUCUUCUCAAUGGUCCAUGAGCGGCUGCAGGGGCAGGAGCUGGACAUGCACCUGCUGACAGAUGUGGUGUGGUCCCUGUGUGUCCUGCAGCAGCCACGGCCCCCUCACCUGCAGCAGGUGCUGUCCCCAGAGUUCCACACCCACCUCCGAGGUGACCCCUCCCCACGGGCACAGAGCUCCUGGCUGAAGCUGCUGCACAUCAACACCACAGCCAGGCUGGAGGUCCCGGGCUACCAGGGGCCCUUCCUGCCCCCCGAGGUGCUGGGGCGUGACAAGGACAGGGACAAGGACAGGGACAAGGCCACUCCCCUGCAGCGGGGGCUGCAGGAGGCGCUGCCAGGGGCUCUGGGGGGCCACGACCUCGUCAGGUGCAACGUGAGCACGGUGUACGGCUGGGACAUCGAUGCCGAGGUGGUGCUGGACAGUGACAACAAAGCUCUGCCAGUGAGGGACUUCAGUGCUCCCCAUUUGUCCCACUCCGAGGGGACAAAGCCACUGCCACCAGGGGCCAGGAGGGUGGCCGUGCUGCGCUGGGAGCUUCUGCAGUUCAGCUCACGGGGCCGGGAGCUGCUGGGCCGGGGCUCCAUGGCCCGCAGGCACCUGAGAGCCGCCGGCUUCCUGCUGGCCGAGAUAUACCCAAAGUGUCACCUGAACCUCCCUCCUGGAGCAGGGCCCAACCCCCACCCUGUGAGGUGCCCUUGGGACUCAGGUGCCCCACUAUGAAUUCCUGGAGCUGAAGCUGGAGCGGCAGCGCGUGGCCUACCUGAAGGACAAGGUGGCCAAGGCCCUGGCCAGUGACACAGCAGGGGACACAGCCACCGACACAGCCACCUAGCCCACCCACGUGGCCUCCUCACCUCAGUCAGUGGCCACGUCCCUGUGCCAAUGUGACCAGGUCACCAUGCCGAGGUGGCCCAGUGGCCAAGCCCAGGUGGGCACGUCACCACAGUGAGGUGGUCACAUCACCAGGUGGCCGUGCCCAGGUGGCCACAUUUCCACAGUGAGGUCCCCAUGUCCCCACCUGGCUGUGGCGUUGCUGCCCUGUGUCACCAACGGCUCAAAUAAACUCUAA
Messenger RNA from Cinclus cinclus, 2229 nucleotides. RefSeq names its product transforming growth factor beta regulator 4 (gene FASTKD4). Gene Ontology annotation, cellular component: mitochondrial matrix; ribonucleoprotein granule. Gene Ontology annotation, biological process: mitochondrial RNA processing; regulation of mitochondrial mRNA stability. The coding region runs from base 66 to 1880 and encodes 604 amino acids. The record is from RefSeq and is a predicted model, not a curated record. Gene Ontology annotation, molecular function: RNA binding. The transcript has 12 exons. Lineage: Eukaryota; Metazoa; Chordata; Aves; Passeriformes; Cinclidae.